CGCAAGGAAUGUGCUUGCGUUGCGCAGGAAACCGCUAGUUUCUCAAGACUUAUAAAUGCGGUGUAUGCACAGUUAAGCGUAUUAAAUGCACAUUUUAAGAGAAAGUCACGAUUUUUAGAGAAACUGUUUCAUUAUAGCUUGAUAUAACCCUUCCCAACAGCCACCAGGAAUAUUUUUGUGGAAAGUGGGUGUCGUUUAUCCGAGGACUUGAGUUUUAUGUUUCACUCAGCGACCGUUGACUUUUUGUCACACUGUUGUGCCAGCAUUAAAUCUACUUCAUAAGACUUUUUUUCGCCGAGAAAAGGGGAGUACUCUUUGAAGAUGUCCGUGGCGGGCUUAAAGAAGCAGUUUUACAAAGCCAGCCAGAUGGUGAGUGAGAAGGUUGGUGGUGCGGAGGGAACAAAACUGGACGAGGAGUUCAAGGACCUGGAGAGAAAAGUAGAUGUGACAAAUAAAGCUGUGAUGGAAGUUAUCUCUAAAACAUCAGAGUACCUGCAGCCCAAUCCAGCAUCUCGUGCAAAGCUGUCUAUGUUGAACACUAUGUCUAAAAUCAGAGGGCAGGUGAAGAGUCCCGGUUAUCCACAGGCAGAGGGGCUGAUGGGAGAAUGCAUGGCAAAGUACGGCAGAGAUCUCGGAGAGGACACGAACUUUGGUGGUGCUCUGUUCGAUGUCGGUGAAAGUAUGAAGAGGUUAGCAGAAGUGAAGGAUUCUUUAGACAUUGAUGUCAAACAAAACUUUAUAGACCCUUUACAAGGCCUGUGUGACAAGGACCUGAGAGAGAUACAGCACCAUCUGAAAAAGCUUGAAGGACGCAGGCUGGAUUUUGACUAUAAGAAGAAGCGUCAGGGGAAGAUUCCAGAUGAGGAGAUCAGGCAAGCCCUGGAAAAGUUUCACGAAUCUAAGGAGGUGGCCGAGAUCAGCAUGUACAACCUUCUAGAAACCGAUAUUGAGCAGGUGAGUCAGCUGUCGUCGCUUGUUGAGUCACAGCUGCAGUACCACAAACAAGCUGUUCAGAUCCUGGAGGAACUCUCGGACAAACUCGGAGACAGGAUGAAAGAUGCUCAGUCUCGUCCUCGUAAAGAAUACAUCCCCAAGCCCAAACCUGUUAUUGAAUUUGGAGAAACCAACGAACAGUCGAACGGUGGUUUCACCCAGACAUCUGCCCCACCUGCACGUAAUGCAGCCCCAAACCACCAGUUUGGCAGAAUGACAUCGAGGAAACCCAGAUUGCCAACGGAGCAGCCUUGCUGUAAAGCACUUUACGAGUUCGAGCCGGAGAACGAGGGGGAGCUGGGCUUCCACGAGGGCGACAUCAUCACUUUGACCAAUCAGAUCGAUGAAAAUUGGUAUGAGGGCAUGCUGCGCGGCCAAUCCGGAUUCUUCCCUCUUAACUACGUGGAGGUCAUCGUCCCUCUGCCACACUAGGAGGUCUCACGCGAAGGAAAGAGGAAGUAAGGGGGAGAGCGAGAGAGAGGGAUGAAAAAUGAAAGGAAGUAAGCUGGAGGAACGUGAGGUAGGGAGAAAGGUGUCAGUUGAAGUCAUCUUGGUCUUCAUCCUCGCCUGUUUUCACAUUGUUGCCUUUGAUCCAAAUGUACCUGUACUUGGGCACUUUUACACAUCGGUUUAUUUUAUAAGGGUGGAUUUUGGAAAUUGACAACUUUUCACAUUCCGGGACUGAGAUGCAUUAAGAGACUGACCGACCGACAGCGUAACUUUGUCCUUGAGCUAAAAUGUCAGACAUUAACUGGCUUCAUUUGUCUAAUGUUUUUCAUAAUGUCUCUUACCGUUUUGUACGACACUCGCUGAAAAGAGAUGAAUUCGGAUUAAGAUGUCCCUGUGGUGAAUUUCUGACGUUUUUAAAGAGUAGAAAGAAAAUUCUUAGUCUACUCAAUACAAGUCCUCUGUAACAGAAUUGUGAAUGGUUGUAUUAUGACUCGACCGGUCCCUUUACUGCCCCCUGCUGGUCAGGCUGUGACGCGGACCUGCCUCAGAAAGGAGUAAUCUUCAUCUGUGACAUCAAUACUGUGGGGCCUUGUGUGCAAUGUCCCAAUGUGCAGCAAUCCUGAGCCACAGUCCCGUAGAGAGGAUCUAGUGCUUUUAUACGCUCCAUUAUUGUUAUGUUUUUCUACAGUUUGUCCUCAUCUAAUAUUUUCAUGUGUAUUUUUUACAAGGAAUGAAUUGUAAAAAAACAAAUUACAUGCUGAACUGCACCUUGGUCCUUGUGUUGUAAAGGUGAACUAAACGCUUAUAAGGGAUGCGUUUUCUAAAACAGCUGUCUAACGUUUAAAACACUCAUUUUUAUAUUCCAUUAGGAAGACAGAUACACCGUUAAAACACUACAUGUUUGUUUUCAGAGGGAGAUAUAGCCAAAUUGUUAACUCUAUGGAAUGUAAUAAGGGUUUGAAAUGUCUUCUUCCAGCUUCCGGAAUCUCUUUCUCUGUCCCUUCCUCUGAUAUCAGUUUACUUUCCAUCUGAUGCUGCUGGCAGUGUCCUACAAUUUCAGGUGUAUAUAUAGGCGUGUUGAGGGAGGAAAUUUGCACCUGUUCAGAUGAGAAAAACCGUUCUUCAGUGUUCAGAAAAUCAAGAGAUGAUGCCACGUCUCUUGGCAAACACUCUUUUGCUCCCCCCCCAUCACAUACGAUGUUUAGGGCUUUAGAAAUGUUUGGGGUCAGUUUGGAUCUAGUUAAAUGAAGAUCAAGUGUCUGGUGAUAAUAUGGUAUGAAUUCUUUCAAAUACGGCACACAACAUCUUUUGGCGGUUGUUUCCCUUCACCCCCCCCCCCCCAUUCAAAGUCCUGUCUGCACCAAACGGCUCUCAGUUUGCCUCCCAGUGUGUGUUUACAUGUUUUGUGCACAGUUCUUUUUGCUUGUCAGCAGCACACAUGUGCUGGAGCGGACAGGCCUCCUCAAUGUGAUGAAAAUGUGAACGAAACAGAAGGCGAUUACCGUUUCAGUGCCUUUUUGAUGGCAUGAAUGGAUCUAGAACACCAAACAAAAGUCAGUUUGAUUUACACGAUAAUAUGUCGUUUCUGUCUGUCUGUUUGUGUACGAAGGGCUUGUCGGUUUCAGUAUUUGGCAUGAGCUGUAACCAGAUGUACAAGCAUGUGUACAGAUGUGCCUUUGCAACAUACACGUUUAAAAAAAUGAAAGCAAAUGGGUUAUUUCUGUCUAAUCCAGCCAGAAUAAUUUUAUGAAAACAGAUCAUUCAGGUUUGACUCCUUUAGUAUUAUAUUAUUUUUUAUAUGUAUACAAAACUAUUCAACCUUUUUUAUUAAUAAUUUUUGCAUGUUAGCUUGAUAGCGUAGCAGGCUGAUUUAUGUUGUAGUUUUAAAGUCUCCUCUUGUAUGUCUUGAAGAUUUAACUGCAUUAUGUUGUUGUUCUUAAAUACCCCAAACCUUAAACAUUUGUAUCUUAUUGUGUCCUGUUGUCUUU
Molecule: messenger RNA, 3431 nt
Organism: Triplophysa rosa
Lineage: Eukaryota; Metazoa; Chordata; Actinopteri; Cypriniformes; Nemacheilidae
Gene: sh3gl1b
Product: SH3-domain GRB2-like 1b
Exons: 10
Coding region: 322-1425 (367 amino acids)
Biological process (GO): synaptic vesicle uncoating
Cellular component (GO): cytoplasm; glutamatergic synapse; presynapse
Molecular function (GO): protein binding
Source: RefSeq, a predicted model, not a curated record